This is a messenger RNA of Emiliania huxleyi CCMP1516, 1233 nucleotides long. RefSeq lists its product as hypothetical. The record is from RefSeq and is a predicted model, not a curated record. NCBI's taxonomy places the organism in Eukaryota, Haptophyta, Isochrysidales, Noelaerhabdaceae. The coding region runs from base 1 to 1233 and encodes 410 amino acids. The transcript is spliced from 4 exons.
AUGGCAAAGUACCUGAAGUGCGUGGAGCGGUACAGUACGGGCGGUCCAGUCGGUGAGGCCAAUUGGCCCAAGGUGGGCACGACGAUGGUCGGCCACAAGCGUCUGAAGAACAUUAUCAAUCUGCUGCUCGACGCGCGCGCCGCCAACGUCUCGGGGAGCUACGUCGAGUGCGGCGUGUGGCGCGGUGGAAUGUCCAUCUUCGCAAAAGCGGCGAUUGAGGUCUACCAAAUGAAGCGGCGUGUGUACCUGUGCGACUCGUUCCAGGGGCUGCCGCUGCCGCGCUCAGGCAGCCUGCGGCCCGACGAGACGGUGUACACGGCUAAGUGGGUCAACGAUUCGCUCGCCAAGAGCGAAUAUAUCGUGACGCGCAAUUUCGGCCGGCACGGGGUCCCAAUGAAUGGCGUUCGCUUGGUGCCGGGCUUCUUUGUCAAUUCUUUGCCCAAGCUGCGUAACCAGCUCAAGGGCCGUGGCGAGCGGCUUGCACUGCUGCGACUGGACGGCGACAUGUACGAUGCGACGAUGGACAUAUUGUAUAACUUGUACGACCUGGUUGAGGUAGGAGGCUUCGUGAUCAUGGACGACUACGGCUGGGUGGAGGGCACCAACGAGUCCAACGCCUCCAAGCCCUCCUUGUGGGGCGCCAAGGACGCUGUGCUCGACUUCCGUGCCGUGCACAAGAUUGAGGACCACGCGCACGUGUUCCACAAUAUCGACGACGCGGGCGCGUGGUUCCGCAAGGGCCGCGAAGUCACGGUCCGUCGCCGGCUGUACGAGCGCUGCGUCGAGCAAGGCGACUACAGCAUGAUCGCGCCCGCCAAGACCACCGCCGUGACAAGAGUCGCCGCACUCCUCGCGACCAUCGGUAUUGUCGCCACGAUCGCGAGCUUUACCACCCCUUCCGCCAGCGCCUUCACCGCGGAGUCGCCUGCGGACGUCGUCGCCACCAUGUACAAGACCUGGAGCACGACCGGCUUCACCAAGGACAACCUGCCGGCGCUCAUCACCGACGACUACAAGCUCAGCUUCGCGUGCUCGCCGUUUGUCGCAUCCUGCCCCGCGCUCUACAAGGAAUUUAUCGUGCUCGUCGAGAUCUCUUACAUCCCGACUCUCAAGAGCGGCAAGACGACCGGCAAGCGCGUGAGCGACGUCCAAAAGUGGACGGUGGUGGGCGGCAAGGCCACCGCGUUCAAGGUGUGGCCGGGCGACUACGCCGCAGCGAACGACCUCUUCUGA